This is a messenger RNA of Ostrinia nubilalis (European corn borer), 2730 nucleotides long. RefSeq names its product sorting nexin-12 (gene Snx3). The transcript has 4 exons. Gene Ontology annotation, cellular component: early endosome membrane; retromer complex. Gene Ontology annotation, molecular function: phosphatidylinositol-3-phosphate binding. Gene Ontology annotation, biological process: late endosome to Golgi transport; endocytic recycling. The record is from RefSeq and is a predicted model, not a curated record. Lineage: Eukaryota; Metazoa; Arthropoda; Insecta; Lepidoptera; Crambidae. Bases 102 to 602 code for a protein of 166 amino acids.
UUUCCAAACGUCAAGAAUGUUUCGUACAUGUCAUUUUUCAUUUCCUUUUUGAAUAGUGGGCCGUCCUAUCCUUUUGUGAUUGUUUAAAAAAAUAAAGCGUUAUGAUGGCUGAGGACACAACAGCCGACGCAACCAGAAGGUUAAAUGUUAAAAAACAGACUUUAGACGACGCUUACGCGGCGCCGGCAAACUUCCUCGAGAUCGAUGUAGUGAACCCAGUGACAACUAUGGGAGUAGGGAAAAAACGCUACACGGAUUACGAAGUUCGCAUGAGGACCAAUCUACCUGUGUUCAAAGUUAAAGAGUCAAGCGUAAGACGGCGGUACAGUGACUUUGAAUGGCUGAGAAAUGAAUUGGAAAGAGAUAGUAAGAUUGUAGUUCCACCUUUGCCAGGCAAAGCGCUAAAGAGACAGCUACCUUUCCGUGGAGAUGAUGGUAUAUUCGAAGAGGAAUUCAUUGAAGACCGCAGAAAAGGACUAGAAGUGUUUAUCAACAAAAUAGCCGGACACCCACUGGCGCAGAACGAACGGUGCCUUCAUAUGUUUCUCCAGGACCCCACCAUUGACAAAAAUUACGUACCAGGAAAAAUACGCAACACAUAAUAUCGAUCCAUCCAAGUAAGAUAACAAUAUGAAGUUUGAAACAAUUCUCAUUUGUACGAGCAUUUUAAACAGUCACAAUUUUCGAAAUUUUCAUUUUUGCAUUUACAUUCACAGUUAAAAUAAAGUUUGAGUAACAGAUCUAUUUGCAUUAUAUUAAAGAAACAUUCGUUUGACGCCAUAUAGCUAUUAUCAGUUUUAAAACAGUAACUUUAGAUACGGUUUAACAUAAUAAUAUGCUUGAGCAGUUGCAGAGUUCAUAGCUCUGUGAGAGAAUUGUUCCAAACUUAUGUAAUAAUGGAAUAUUGUUGCCGUUUUGAAGCAGACAUACGCAGCCAGAGUUUAUAUCUGUGUUGUCUCUUUAAUUAUCACUGUGACAAUAUUCCCAACAAAUCCCUUCAAUGCAAAGUAAUCGAGACAAAUGAAAUAUUUUACACACGGCACAGCAUUCCACAGAAUAUAUUUUUAAAAGUUUUCUAAUGGAAAUCAAAUAACCUCCUUCAAGUUGUAAAAUGGGAAUGUAUGCAUAUAGUCUGAUGGAUAUAUUACUGUUGUUCCCCAUUAAUUAGAACAAAAUUGAUUGUAAUUAGGAUAAUGUUAUUGUUUAUAACUAAGCAAUAUUAUUGGAAUUGUUAAAAUUGUUUACAUGUUUACAUCAUUAUGUAUAUUUCAGUUCAUGUAUCUAUGUGGUUUGCCAGUUUGAAAUUUAAGUAAGGAUUAAGUUAAUAUUUUGUCAUUAAAGUAAUAUAUUAUGUAUUACUGCAUAUUUUAUAUUUUAAUCUCAUAAUUUUAAUUUAUGAUUCAUUCAUAAUUUCAGUAAGAAAUUAUAUGUAUUUAUUGUGUAUUAUUAAAUGGGCGUAGGUAAGAAGUUUCCGUCGGUCAUCCAUCAGUGUCGUAAGGUUCUUAGUGGUCCACCCAAUCGCAAGCUCACAAGAUCUUACCAUGAAUCAUCACUGAUUAUGAGUGACUCAUAGUCGUUGCCUUCGUUAGUCAGUUAUUCUGUUUAGCCCUACGUCAAAAAUCCACCCUAUGUUGACAUGUCCGAUUAAAUGUGAAUUAUUAAAUUUGGGGACAACAGAAUGACCUCGCUAGUCGUUGCAUUGCAGAAAAUUAGGUGGAUACCGUCAGCGUUUGUCAUAAGAUGAGUCAUGGGCUUUGUAACUAUUUUCGAGACUUUCUGACAACGACGUUCGUGCCAGUCAAUACCUCGCUUUAAGCGAGAGAUCAUAAUAACUGACAUUUUCAGAUUUAUUCGAAAACUCGAAAACAGCGUUAUAAAGUGUAAAGCCCCUCUAAAAAUUUGGCAGUUGCGUCAUAGAUAACAAUACGCCAAGAACAUCAGCCCCCCUAGACAAAACGCACUGUUUGAUCGAAUCGAAAAUCGAAUCCGUCAAAACUCCAUACAAAAAAGAGGCUUUUCGACCACUUUUCGACUAGUUUGCGAUUAUAAUUUGCACUUUGUCUAGACCCACAGUUGUCGCUAAAAGCAGUCUUGUCUACGGUUCAAGUGUCAUUCGUCUGGCGUGAAUAUGGCAACACUGUCGGCUGUAUGACCCGAUGCGAAACUUUGCGAGAGUCGGAAAGUAAAUCUGAGAUGUUAUUAGAUAAUAGUUAGUAAUAGCUAAGAAAUGUUCUUGAUUUUUCAAACCGGAUAAACAGGCGUCAUUGGCGAUAAUAUUGUACAUAGACGAACUGGUUUGCACUCAUAUCAUGUACAUGACAAAAUAACACCAAUUAUUUAGGAUGGUUACAGAAAUUGGAUGUGUCAAAUAUCGAGUUUCCUAUACUAAAGAGAGAUUAUAUCACGAGUUAAAGAUGCUAUGGUCGGUUUACAUCACACACGACAAGUAACAUAAUAAAAUUAUGUAAAAAAAACCUCCCUGGCCCAAAAUGAAAUGCCCCCAUUUGUAAUAUUAUUGAUGUUAAGUCGUAAUGCCUUUGGUGUACAAAAUUGGUGGAUAAAUUUAGCUGAAUUUCGUUAGCAUUACUAUGUUUCAUCACUAGGUGAUGAAAUAUGACUGUUUAGUUACGCGGAUAUGUAAGUGUGGAUGUUUGACCACCAGGUUAACAUUGAUUACAUUGUAUUAUGUCGAUCAUAAUAGGUUAAUGAAAUAAAUUUGCUAUCAUGUCA